AUGACACUUGCCUACUUUUUGCCGGUAUACGUGUUCAACAAAAGUUAUUCAGAAAUUUUUUAUACACAAGCGUUUACAAAUGUAUGUGCAAAGUAUGGUAAAUCAUUUACAUGGGAAUUGAAAAAGAGCUUACUUGGAUUCCAAGGCCGUGAAUGUGCGGAAAAAAUUGUAGAAACUUUGGACCUUCCACUUACAAAAGCGGAUUUUAUACGUGAAUGUCAAAAACAUUAUGAGGUUUUAUUCCCUGGUGUUGCACUUAUGCCAGGUGCUCAACAACUGGUUGAACACUUAAGGAAGGCUGGAGUUCCUAUAGCACUUGCUACCAGCUCCAGUGAUGAAAGUGUAAAAAUGAAAAUGCAGAGCCAUAAAGGAUUUCUGGACAAUUUCCACCACCUGACUAUGGGCUCUUCUGACCCAGAUGUUAAACAAGGAAAGCCAGAUCCAUCUAUAUUCCUUAUCUGUGCAUCUAGAUUCCCAGAUAAACCAAAACCUGAAGAAUGCUUGGUAUUUGAGGAUGCUGUUAAUGGUGUAAAAGCAGCUUGUGCAGCAAACAUGCAAGUUGUUGUUGUUCCUGAUCCUCGAAUAGAAAAGGAGUUAUUGAAAGAUGCCACACUGGUACUUAAUUCUUUAGAAGAAUUUCAACCUGAGCUUUUUGGUUUACCACCCUUUCCACACUAA
Pieris brassicae (large cabbage white) is the source of this 678-nucleotide messenger RNA. RefSeq names its product pseudouridine-5'-phosphatase-like. Gene Ontology annotation, molecular function: phosphatase activity. Lineage: Eukaryota; Metazoa; Arthropoda; Insecta; Lepidoptera; Pieridae. The transcript has 5 exons. The coding region runs from base 1 to 678 and encodes 225 amino acids. The record is from RefSeq and is a predicted model, not a curated record.